AUGGCUGAAGCAAUCCUCUAUGGCGUUGCACAAACCUUGAUAGAAAAUAUGGGCUCUUGGGCUUUCCAAGAGAUUGGAUCGCUCUGGAAUGUUGAAGAUGAGCUUGAAAACAUCAAGAACACUGUUACCACAAUCCAAGCUAUAUUUCGGGAUGCAGCGGAGCAGCAAAAUCAUAACCAUCAAGUCAAAAACUGGCUUGAAAAACUCAAGGACGCAGUUUAUGAAGCAGAUGACUUGCUGAGUGAGUUCUACACCGAAGCUUUACAGCGAGGAGGGAUGAGUGGGAAUAUAACAAAAAAGGUACGCAAUUUGAUUUCAAGUUCAAACCCACUUGUUUUUCGUCGUGAGAUGCAUGGUAAAAUAAAUGCAAUGAGGCAGAAACUGGAUGCAAUAGCAGAAGAUAGGAAAAAGUUUCACUUGGAAGAAUGCAAUGUAAAGCCACGUGUGAGUAUGAAUAGGGAAGAGACUCACUCAUUUGUUCCUAAUGAAAAAGUUAUUGGGAGAGAAGAUGAUAAAAAAGCCAUCAUAAAGCAAUUAUUAGACCAUAAUGUGGAAGAGAAUGUUUCGGUCAUUCCUAUACUGGGGAUAGGAGGGUUAGGGAAAACAACACUUGCUCAGUUUGUUUAUAACAAUGACAUUGUCAAACAACAUUUUCAACUAAAAAUGUGGGUAUGUGUCUCUGAUGUAUUUGAUGUAAAUAUAAUUGUUCAAAAAAUAAUAUAA
Messenger RNA from Quercus robur (English oak), 723 nucleotides. Its product is annotated as disease resistance protein RGA2-like. Lineage: Eukaryota; Viridiplantae; Streptophyta; Magnoliopsida; Fagales; Fagaceae. The coding region runs from base 1 to 723 and encodes 240 amino acids. Gene Ontology annotation, molecular function: ADP binding. The record is from RefSeq and is a predicted model, not a curated record. The transcript has a single exon.